Molecule: messenger RNA, 1269 nt
Organism: Rhodofomes roseus
Lineage: Eukaryota; Fungi; Basidiomycota; Agaricomycetes; Polyporales; Fomitopsidaceae
Product: longevity assurance proteins LAG1 LAC1
Exons: 10
Coding region: 1-1269 (422 amino acids)
Biological process (GO): ceramide biosynthetic process
Cellular component (GO): membrane
Molecular function (GO): sphingosine N-acyltransferase activity
Source: RefSeq, a predicted model, not a curated record
AUGUCAGACAGACGGGCAAAGUUCAAGGCUCGCGCGCCCGGUCUCCGCCUCCGCGACUCCUUCAACAACAUCGAGACAGAUGCCCAGCACCAUUUGGCUGGCCCCUUCAGGCCGCAGACGCCUCUGAACGCACAGUACGACUCUCCCGUAAAUUCCCCCGCAAGCCCCGCUGGCAGAUUAGACCCUUGGUCCACCAAGUCUGCAGGCUUCGUGGCCGAUCUUUGCUCCUCUAGAUGGGUGGUUGUACCAUGGUCCUCCUUCAAAUUACUCCUCAUUGUUGUCGUCCUCUACUGCAACUGGGAGGUUGUGACGCCCUACGUUGCUCCUGGAACUCCCAACCCAUUCGCGCCCCUCCUCUUCAUCUCCCACUAUAUCCCCACCUCGUCCCCGGAUGACCCGCGCUAUGCAAAGGGCUACUUGGAUCUUGUGUUCAUCGCGUACUAUAUCGUCUUCUGGUCUUGGGUCCGGCAGGUUGUAACUCUUCAUGUGUGUGGGCCAAUAGCGCGGUGGUUUGGUAUCAAGAGGCACGCGAAGCUCGCACGGUUCGGAGAGCAGGGAUACGCGAUGCUCUACUUCAUCGUCAUGGGCGCAUGGGGAAUUCGCAUCAUGUCCCAACUGCCGACUUGGUGGUACCGUACGGAGUACUUCUGGAUCGAUUAUCCGCAUUGGGACAUGAAGCCCGAGCUUAAAUGCUACUAUCUCAUGCAAGCAGCUUACUGGUGUCAGCAGCUCGUGGUUCUAUUGCUUAACCUUGAAAAGCCGCGGAAGGACUACGCCGAACUUGUCGCGCACCACUUCGUCACGCUGUGGCUCGUCGGGUGGAGCUACCUGGUCAAUCUCACCCUCAUUGGGAAUGCGGUGUAUCUCAGCAUGGAUGUCCCGGAUGCCUUCCUCGCCUUCUCCAAACUUCUCAACUACAUACAAUGGGAACGUGCGAAGACAAUCUCCUUCGUGAUAUUCAUGUUUAUCUGGUCGUAUUUCCGACACUGGAUGAACCUCGUCAUGCUAUACUCGGUGUGGACCGAAUUCGAUCUGAUGCCAGAAAUUUCGAAACGCUGGUCUCCUAAGGACGGCGUCUGGAUGGUGUGGUGGAUGAAGUAUCAAAUCUUUGCGCCCAUUCUACUUUUGCAGUUCCUCAACCUAUUCUGGUAUGCCCUCAUCUGGCGAAUAGCCUUGCGGGCAAUCUUUGAUGCGCAGCCGAAUAUUACCGACGAGCGCUCAGACGACGAGGGCGAGGACGAGCCGGACGACGAUGAUAAGGAGGACUAA